Messenger RNA from Penicillium longicatenatum, 654 nucleotides. RefSeq names its product 60S ribosomal protein uL1. Gene Ontology annotation, cellular component: large ribosomal subunit. Lineage: Eukaryota; Fungi; Ascomycota; Eurotiomycetes; Eurotiales; Aspergillaceae. The coding region runs from base 1 to 654 and encodes 217 amino acids. Gene Ontology annotation, biological process: translation. The record is from RefSeq and is a predicted model, not a curated record. Gene Ontology annotation, molecular function: RNA binding; structural constituent of ribosome. The transcript has 3 exons.
AUGUCCAAGAUCACAGUCGCCGGAGUGCGCGAGAAUGUCCAGUCUCUGCUGGAGUACUCGCUCAACGAGAAGAAGCGUAACUUCCUCGAGACCGUUGAGCUUCAGAUCGGCCUGAAGAACUACGACCCCCAGCGUGACAAGCGUUUCUCUGGUACCAUCAAGCUGCCCGUUGUUCCCCGUCCCAACAUGGCCAUCUGUGUUAUUGGUGACCAGCACGAUCUCGACCGUGCUAAGCACCACGGCAUUGAUGCUAUGUCCACCGACGACUUGAAGAAGCUCAACAAGAACAAGAAGCUCAUCAAGAAGCUUGCUCGCAAGUACGAUGCCUUCCUUGCUUCCGAGGCUCUGAUCAAGCAGAUUCCCCGUCUGCUCGGUCCCGGUCUGUCCAAGGCCGGCAAGUUCCCUACCCCCAUCUCCCACAACGAGGACAUGGCCAACAAGGUCAACGACGUCAAGUCCACCAUCAAGUUCCAGCUCAAGAAGGUUCUGUGUCUCGGUGUUGCCGUCGGCAACGUUGGUAUGGCCCAGGAGGAGCUCGUUGGUAACCUCAUGUUGUCCAUCAACUACCUUGUCUCCCUGCUCAAGAAGGGCUGGCAGAACGUUGGCAGCCUUGUCAUCAAGGCUUCCAUGUCUCCCCCCAAGCGCAUCUACUAG